This is a messenger RNA of Xyrichtys novacula (pearly razorfish), 8182 nucleotides long. The record is from the annotation of a GenBank genome assembly. NCBI's taxonomy places the organism in Eukaryota, Metazoa, Chordata, Actinopteri, Labriformes, Labridae.
AUGGAGAACAUGGACACCGACAAUACUUCUGGUAGUAAGUAUUCGGUUAUAUACUUAGGUAUAUACUCGACGCAAAACCUUUCGAGCUCUAUAUUAUGGCAGCUUAUCAAGCACACAUUAGCCAUGAUAUUAUACAUACCCAACUGUACUACCUGUUUCACUCUAAAGUGGACCAGAGUUUACAAAAUGAAUAUGAUACUGUGUUGAAAAAGACAUCAAAUCAGAAAAUAAGACCAUAAAUCGAUAAGGAAAAUGUUAACUAAGAGAAUAGUCCAGUUGUUUAGGACAUAAUUUUGGGUUCUACUUAUAUGAGGUAAAUUGUUGUGUUAUAGUUGUGCAUAACUGAUGACAUGCAUUUACCAAACAUGUACUGUAUUUGCAGCUUUUGCUCCUGAUAUCAAUGAGGACUCUGUGGAUAUCUAUGACGACCUGGAUAUGAGCUGCUUUAGCAGUAAAACAGGUAAAAGUCAUGAUUUUUUUAAAGUUUUCCUCUAGUUUGUUUUUUCUAACAUUUGUAAGGAUUCUUUUGUUGUCUUAUGUUGUUAACUUGAUUUGCUACAGAAAUAUACAGUAUGAAUACGAUUGCCUUGUACUUAUAAAACUCUUGAGCUGCACCUUUGUCCAAACUUGUCAAUUAAAAAAGAAUAAAUUUUGAUUAUUGUUGUAUUUCUGAUUUCUGCAGAAAAGUCUCCGCUAAGUUCCCCACAGCUGAAAGAAUCGAUGGAUCUUUAUGAAGAAAUUGUGACAGAAGAGCAGCAAAACAGAGAGUCAACAUACUCUGAGGUGAGUGACUCACCAAGUUGCAAGUUCUUCCUGUCUGUAGUAGUGCAGGAUGCUUAGUUUCAUAGUUGUGGUCUGUGUAAAAGCUGCAAACAUAAAGGGGUAAAAGGUUAGGGUUGGCAUGGUUUUUCUUUAACAGAGCUGAUGUGUGAAGAUAAGGGCCCUAAGCUCUCUUCGAACAGGAUUCGUAUCCCAUGGGGAUCUAAAUUCUGAAUAACCUCCUGACACCAGUGUUUAGUGUGGCACAUUUGCACAAGACAAGUGAAAUUGGUAAUUUACUCAAAUGUGCCCACAAUUCUGAUCAAAAAUGCUGAGGUGUUCUCCUGUUUCAUAUCUCUCUGCAGUCACCCGCUAAGAACUGGUGAUAUUAAAAAAGCCCAGAUGUCCAAUAGUAUUUAAAUUGGUCUUGAUGAUAUACACUGCAGUACAUAGAGAUUCCACUACUGUGUAAUAACAGGAUCCCGUUAAAUUUGCACCUAAAAUGCUUUCCAAACCUUCAUUUACAGUAUAUCCAUCAAUUUUAACUAGAAAAAAGCUGAGGACACCUCUUGUAAAGCAAAAUUUUUACCCCAAACUUCUGAGAUGUGGAUUCAGACUGGAUUGAUUUUAUCAUAGGGCUUCUGUUUGUACUGAAAUAUGGUCAAUGAUUUGCUCUGAAAUUUUAACUUAACUAAUUACAGUCAUGGUUAAUCUCUCAGGACUGAAAACACAGACGUCCUCUGAAAUUAUUACAAAUGAUCAGAGGUCCUAAGGUAAUACUAAUCCUGCGGUCUUUAGAUAAAAUAUCAGCAGCCGAAUUUUUAAAAUAGAAAACAUGUUUCUUGGUGUCUCUGGAUGUGUUUGUAUUGGCCACAACUGUUUCGCCUCUCAACUCCACAGGUGUGAAUUAACAAGUAGCUGCUUAACCCUCAGAUUGUUAUUCAGUGUUAAAGACGACAUUUGCUUAUAAAAGGAUCAAAAAAGAGAAAAACCAAAAAGUCAGCUGGGAACUUUCUUACAAUCCUUUUCCUUCUGUUUGUUUUGUUUUUCGCAGUUGAAGUCCAGAUUUCAAGCAGCCCAGAAUCAAAUCAAAGAGCUUCGCAGGAGAUUGGAGCAAAUGGAGCUGCAGGUCUGUUUCAUGUGUCACACUAGCCCUGAUCGAUAUUCCACUUUUAAAUCAAGUUUCCAGGCCUUAGAAGAGCAACUUUAGUACACUCUGUUAGUUUCUCUUACUGAAGAUAGCAUCAAAAGCACAAUUAUGUCAAUUUCUAACAGUUUCUCUGUCUUUCAACAGAAUACAGGCUUGAACACUGAGAACUUUCGUCUCAAAAAGAACAUCUCUGCACUGCUACUGACAGCCAAACAAGAGGUGAAAAGAAAAGAUGCUGAGAUUCAGAGGCUGAAUCAAAUGUAAGUGUGUUUUAAUGUGUGAUACAAACCUGUGUUAACUGUUUCAAAUUAAUUGAAGGGCCUCUGUCAGAGAGGGAGGGCUGCUGGUUUAACCUCAGACAGGAUUUUAAUAAAUGAUCAGGACUGUAACACUUGCAAUGACCUCAGGAAUAUUAUUCUGAAAUUGUUGAACUCUUUCCUUACGCAGUCUCUCACAUUCUCAACUCUUUUGAUACUAAACUGUUAACUGCAGACAGAUGAUUUCUUCUACUGACUGGAUCGGUUUUAUACUUACUCAGUUGUUGAAACUUUGUUUUUUUGCAGGUCAAGGAGAGGUUUUAAUCAUCAUUACCAUAAUCAGCAGUCGUAUAAUCAUAAACUACGAGACCAGGAUUCAUCGAGACAGAUCUCCACCAGCAGCUCCAGUAGACAGUCCUCACCUCCACCAUCCUCCAAACCUCCUCCACCAUCCUCCAAACCUCCUCCACCAUCCUACAGUCUUCCACCGCUGCCUCCUCCACCAUCCUGUCCUCCACCUCCUCCUCCUCCAUCCUGUCCUCCACCUCCUCCUCCUCUUCCCCCUCCUCUACCACCUUCACCACCAAGGGAGAAGAAUCCUGCCUCCAGGAGAGAUUCCUCUCACCCUUCAAAGAAGGAAACCAACACCUCUCAGCCAAGUGGAUCAAGCAUUGAAACAAGAGCUUCAAAAGCAUCUUCUCACAGUCACUCUAAAAGCACCUCAAGAAAGGAUGGUGAUGACAAAUCCAGCACCUGUCCUCCAACCCAGCAUGAGGAAUCGUACAAAAGCAAGUCCAAGCAUAGAGAAGAAAAAUCUGACUCAGCUAGGAGACGCAGAAGUUGUCCAGAUCCCGUCAAAGACUGUCAUGUGAAAAGCAGGUCUCAUAAAGACACAGAGCGAAGAUGUGACUCCAGGUCAGGUGAAGGUAAGAACCACCUGGAUAAAGAGGGGCACCACAGAUCAGAGAGGACCAAAAGCCCUCCGCCAGAGAUUUCACACAGUGAGCAGUCAAGUAGUAGAGAGCAGAAGCAACCCAAGGCCAAAAUAUCAACAUCGGACUCUGAACACAACUCUAAAGAAAGCCACAGAGAUCGUAGUAAAAACAAGAGUAAUCACAGACAUUCAGAAAGCUCCGACUCGAAAGAUCGGAGAAAGUCCUCUUCAAAUCGACACUCUGAGCACAGCAAAGAUGCUUCUAAAGAAAGAGAAGGACACAAACCAUCGAAGGAUUACCAGAGGAAGGAGGAUAAACAACAUGAAGGCGAGGUCAACAGAAAGCACAAGAGGAGGACACUGUUAGAAACGAGCAGAAGACACAAGAAAUCAAAAGAAUCAGACCAACAAAAAGCUGAUAUUUGUCGUGAGGAGAGAAAGGAGAGGACACAAGAAGCUUUAAAUAAACCAUCAGAGGUGCAGAAAACAACUUUGAAAAGCCCUGCGGAUGAAAAUAGUCCAAACCGAAAACUCUGUUUUAUGGAAACACUGAAUUUAACCCUUUCCCCAAUCAAGAAGCCAGUGUUACCCAUCAAGGAUCUCGCACCAACCGACGAAGCAGCGCUAGAUGAUGAGAAUUCACAGUCCAAUUUUGAAGAUAUGUGUGUGAUCGAUGAAGUCAACAGCAGUGAGUUAGAAGCAGAGACGUCAACCGAUAACUGCGAAGCACCUCUAACUUCUGAUGAGACUCCAAAGAGGCCUGACGAUAAUGACGAUACAACAGAUAACCAAGAAAAGAACAAAAACACAAGUAAAACUAAAGAGCAGCGUGAAGACGGCUCAGCUCAUACUACCUCAGGUCAUAGCCAAACACUCGAGACUGCAGAAUAUCAGAGGACAGAGCAACGCACAACGAAACCACCAGCAGAUUUAUGUCAAAAAGAAACUAAAACCGACAAAUCUAAGCUCACCUCGGAGAGCAUCAGAGACAAAUGUAGACGUCCUAAGACGGAUAGUGACAACAGUGACGUGUCUGGAAACAGCUCGUCACAAAAAGUCAAACGAAGAAAUAGUUCAGAUCCUAAAGAAACGGUUGUGCUUGAUUCACAUGUAGAAAAAGACACUAAGACUCUUCAAAAAGCAGAAGUUAAAAAACCUGCUGCAGAUUCAAUAAAAGAGCCUCCCCCUCCCUCGAAAAAAGAGCCCAUCCUUAAAGACGUUCCCAAAAGGGCUAAACCUAAAAGUCCAACAAUUUCACCCACUGUCCUACCUCAAAAAGAGCCGUCUCCUCCAACGUCAACCCCCAUAACCAAGAAAGAUGUUUGUAAAAAGCAAGAAAGCCCCGUAGAUGCAGAUUCGGUAUCCAGCACCAUUAGCCUGGAGUCUCUUCCACAAGAGGGGCUGAGUCUCCCCGAGGCUAUCUACAUGCUGACACAAACGAGUGAAAACCACGACGCUGGGAAGACCGCCCCAGCAGAGCCGAGUUCCUCCACAGGUUGUAUCACCGUGUCCAAAGUCAGCAGUACGACAGAGGAGGUGGACCAGCCGCAGAAGCACAGGGAGCUGAUGUUCACCCCGAAAAAGAGCUUCAGUCCUGGGAAGAGUCACGAGAACAGCAUGGAGCCCUCCAGCUCUAUGCCCUAUCUCCACGACGAGGACUCCAUGAUGCGCACGCUGAACAAUCUGAAGAGGAUACCCGACGCCAUCAGCCCUCUGAGGAGUCCGAUACGGAUCGCUAAGAGAAGUCAUCUCCAAGCGCACGGCAAGCCGGGUCACGUCAAGAGUCUUCAGAAAGGUAAAGAUAAGAGCAGAUGCAGUAAAACGUGUCUCAAAAGCAUACAUUUCAAUCCCAGUAAAAACAUUUUUUCUCUCUCUCUCGCAGAGUUUUCCACCACACCUGCUGACGCAAACUCAAAGAAGUUGGACGUCAAUAAAGAAAACAAAUAUCCUGGUUCUCCUGCAAACCAUGACGCUCAAAGCCCUGCAGAUAGGGUACCUGACCCAACCUCAAGCCUCUCCGACUCUGACUUAGAGGAAGGAGAGAUUCUAAGUGAAAGCGAUGAGACGGCCACAGAUUCUUCUGCUCCUGCAGCCAAGAGGGGGAAGUUAGCUCAACCGGUCAGGAACAAACCAAGAGCCGAGGCUGUCCUUAAGAGGACACCUGAUGAGAAGUGCGCCGUGUCGAAGGAAAUCAUCGAAACAGCCAACGGGCCAGUCAGAAGUCCAAAGAGUCGGUUUAAAACAGUUUGUCCUGCAGCAACCAAAGCUUCUUUCGCAACGAUAGAGGAUGUUAUGGAGACGUUCAGGCUGGUACGUGCUGAGAUCAGGAAAAAGUACAUGAAGCUUCAUAAAAGUUUUCCCAGAAAGAGCUUCUAUGGUGUGAUGGACAACUUCCAGCUGUCUUUUCUAGAGUUUGUGGAUGGGGCUUCUUUUAGCAAAGUGUGCAGCCAGGAAAAGGAGCUCAAGUCCAAGCUGAAGAAACUGGUAACAAACGUGUUCAGAAAGGUGUCCAACAACGGCAUCGUGAAGAGGAUCUUCGAACAGCAAGCGGUCGAUCUAAAGCAGAAGUUGUGGGACUUUGUGGACGGCCAGAUAGACUACUUGUUCAAGGACGUUUACGUGACGCUGAAAAGCCUUUGCAAACCAACGAGAAAUCAGUGUGACGACAAACAGCCCAGUGAGAAUGACAGAGUCUCCACUCAGUCUCCUGCAAAGAAGCCACAGACUGAACUUAAAGAGGCGCCUUCCACUCCGUCCAGCCUGAACCGGAUCAAACCCGGUGCUGUGCUGCCGUACAAAACAGGCCUUGGGAGCAGAGGCAAAGAUAUCAGGAUCACACAUGUGGAGAAAGAUAAGAACCCUGACUCCAAUCCAGCAAGUUCACAACCUAUGUUCUGCUUCUCUCCUCCUAAAAUUAUUCGCUCAACUCCAGAGAAGAAUAACCUGUCCUCUUUGGUUGUCCCUCAAAAUGCCUCUCUGCUCGAUAAAACGGAUUUUCAACUGCUUACGGAGCAGCAAGCUUCCAGUUUAACCUUCAAUCUAGUGAGAGACUCUCAGAUGGGCGAAAUCUUUAAAUGUCUUCUGCAAGGAUCCGACUUAUUGGAAAACAGUGGCAUCACCGGAGACAACACCACCUGGGCCCUCAGCACGCCAAGAAAGGACGGAGAGAGACUCUUCAGCAUAACAACCCCAACCAAAUUUGACUCCCCGUCUAAACUUCUUUCCCCGCUCAAGUUUGAGACUCCCUCCAAACUUGUCGCAACAUGGUCGAGCAUUUCACCUCGAAAGUUGUCGUCUCCACGAUCCAAAGAUCAUCUCAAUCCGGCUUUAUUUGAUGAAAGCUGCCUGCUAGAAGUGCCGUCAGAGAACAAAACGGCGCAGCAGCCCGGGUUGUCCUUGCAGAGGUCGUUUUCCAUUCUGGCUGAAGAUCUGGCCGUCUCACUCACCAUCCCAUCACCUCUCAAAUCCGACAGCCACCUCAGCUUCUUGCAGCCGCAAGACACAAACAUGAACAUCAUGUCAACCCCCGACAGCGUCAUCAGCGCUCAUAUAAGUGAGGACGCCCUCAUGGACGGGGAAGACGCCAGCGAACAGGAUAUUCACCUCGCUCUGGACACGGACAUCUCCAGUUGCGACUCAAACAGCAGCGUGGUCUCCGAACCGCUCGCCACACCUUUCGUGUUCAAGCCCGAUCAGCCGAUGCAGGCGCUGGUGAUGGAGAGGUCCAAUGAUCAUUUCAUUUUAAAGAUCCGUCAAGCAGGAGCGGGAGCGGAUGUUACUCUCACUGAAGACAGUUUAAGUUGCACACUGGUAGAUGAAGAGCAGCAGCAUGGCAAAGACAAUGAAGCAACUCCUGUUGAAGACACUUUGACGGACAAAUCCCAGAACGAUUCUUUUGUAAACGACGAACCAUUAGAGACCGACUUGUCCCAACGUCCUGAAAACUCUGAGGUCUGUCACGCUGCUACGGGCGAAGAAAUCCAUCCAGGUCAAGAUGGAAGUUCAACCCCAACAAAGGAUCCAUCGCCCAAAAAAGACGAUUCAUCAGCACAACAAAAUACCUCAAAUCUUUGUUUUCCUGAGGAUUCAAAACAACAAACAGAGCCUCAGAAAAUCCUGUCUCCCUCAGAUGACAGUUUGCACAAUGUUGAUGAAAGUUCAGAAGGAGUUCUCAGCCAGAUUGGCAGAGAAGGUGCCACAGCUGCUGCUGGUGAGAGCACACGGCAAACUCAGGACCGAGAGGAAGACGAGCCGACUCGACAAGGUUCAUCAAAAUCAUCUUCCCCAGAUAACAGCCCGCAUCAUCUCACCGAUAACUCUGAAACAAACCAAAGCAGCCGAUCGUCGUUUUCACACGUACCAGACUCAGGCAGGAAUGAAACGGAGGUGUCAGAGUCAGAGAGGAGUCUCACCAUCACUGAGGAUGUGAGCAGCACGCCAGAGAAACCCAAAAGAAACGGAGUGGAAAAAAGAAAGCGGAAGAAGCACCAAGACAAAUCCAAAUCCAAGCGCUCCAGAAAGGAGAAGGAGGAGAGUGCAGGGGAGGAAGAUUUAAACAGCAAGAAGGAGUCCAAAUUGUCCCCGACAUCUAUGUCCCCAAACAGUCUGUCUGCCAAGAACAUCAUCAAGAAGAAGGGCGAAGUGCUGAUAGCCUGGACCAGGUCAGUAGCUGGAUUUCCUAAUGUUUAACCUCUCUCCUCCUCUCUAAAGAAUUGAUGAUUAAAUACAUAGUGAGCGAAUUUGUUAUUUCAAGACACGUAUGAUUAGCUGUUUGUGUCAAUUAACUUGAAAAUGUCUCAUUUGAAUUCUGCUUCCUCCAGAGAUGAGGAUCGAGCUAUUCUGUUGGAGGUGAAGACGAAAGGACCUUCACGUGAGACGUUCUCCUCCCUGUCAGAGAGACUGAACAAGCAGUCAGGGCAGGUGAGUAAAUCUCUUCUUCUUUUUAAAGUGAUAUUUCAGUUAUUUGGCUUCUCCAAGAAUGAGCGACUGAUCACUGUAAACUUGAUUUCUUCCCCCUAGGUUGCUCACAGAUUUAACCAGCUCCUAAAGCUCUUUAAGAAGAAGGAGAAGAUGGACACUUGA